AUGAAGCACCACUUGAUGGUCGGCACAUGGACGAAACCCGGUCGCAUCUAUACCGUGCAAUUCGAUGACGAAGCCCUCACUCUGGAGCUGGUCAAAAAGACCGACAUCCCCGAAGCCGAGCCAAUCUCAUGGAUGACCUUCUCGCACGACAAGAAGGCCAUCUAUGGUGCUGCCAUGAAGAAGUGGAACAGCUUCGCCGUCAACAGCCCCACUGACAUUGUUCACCAAGUGUCGCACCCCGUCGCCGGCCACCCUCUCGCUCCCAGCAGCGAGACCAACACCCGUGCCAUCUUCGUCCUCGCCGCCCACCAGCCCCCCUACAAUGUCUACGGCAACCCCUUCUAUAACUACGCCGGUUACGGCAACGUGUUCUCUGUCAAUUCCGACGGAGCUCUGGACACCAAUGUGCAGAACUACGAAUAUGACCCCAAGACCGGUAUCCACGGCAUGGUGUUCGACCCGACAGAGACCUACCUCUACUCGGCCGAUUUGUCGGCCAACAAGAUCUGGACGCAUAUCAAGGACCCCCAGACGGGUGAAUUGACCCUCGUGGACUGCCUGGAAGCCCCCGACCCCGGUGAUCAUCCCCGCUGGGUCGAGAUGCACCCCAGUGGCAAGUACCUGUAUGCGCUGAUGGAGGCCGGCAACCGCUUGGCCGUUUACGUGAUCGAUGAGCGCACCCACAAGCCAGUGUUCACUCACAUCACUUACCCUCUGCUACCCUCUGGCCUUCCUCCGCGCAACAAGUACCGUGGCGAUGUCACCUUUUGCACCAAGAGCGGAGAAUACCUCUUUGCGACCACUCGCUCCAACCACUUCGACGUGACCGGCUACAUCACCGCAUUCAAGCUUGGCCCACACGGCGAGAUCGAGCGUCAGCUGUUCAUUAACCCCACAUCUACCAGUGGUGGUCACUCCAACGCAGUCAGCCCUUGCGACUUCAGCGACGAGUGGUUGGCGCUUUGCGAUGACCAAGAAGGAUUCGUGGAGAUGUAUCGCUGGCGUGAUGAGAAGCUCGCACGCGUGGCGCGUGUGGAUAUUCCGGAGCAAGGAUUUGGUAUGAACGCGAUCUGGUACGAUUAA
Molecule: messenger RNA, 1083 nt
Organism: Penicillium antarcticum
Lineage: Eukaryota; Fungi; Ascomycota; Eurotiomycetes; Eurotiales; Aspergillaceae
Product: lactonase family protein
Exons: 3
Coding region: 1-1083 (360 amino acids)
Molecular function (GO): 6-phosphogluconolactonase activity; protein binding
Source: RefSeq, a predicted model, not a curated record